This is a messenger RNA of Lutra lutra (Eurasian river otter), 1376 nucleotides long. RefSeq names its product coenzyme Q9 (gene COQ9). Gene Ontology annotation, cellular component: mitochondrial inner membrane. The record is from RefSeq and is a predicted model, not a curated record. Lineage: Eukaryota; Metazoa; Chordata; Mammalia; Carnivora; Mustelidae. Gene Ontology annotation, biological process: ubiquinone biosynthetic process. Bases 146 to 1312 code for a protein of 388 amino acids. The transcript has 10 exons. Gene Ontology annotation, molecular function: lipid binding.
CUGGUUGAUGUUUUCCACAGACACUUGGCCCUCAUCGCCGGUUAACGUUUGACACUUAUCGACCAGAUUCUUCAGGGCCUCCACAGCGGACGACUUAUCCCAGACCACAGCCACAGACUGGCCAGCUGAGAUCCCAUACUCUGCCAUGCUGGCUGUGCUGAUGGACCUAAAACCUACGGGCUGCCUCCCGGGACUCGCUCGCUCCCGGCUUCUCCGGCGCCACCGGCUUCGCACCUCGCGCCUCUCGCGAGAAGAGGAGGCUGCGGGAGCGCGGGCAGGGCGGAAGUGGCCUCACCGAGCUCCUGGGGCUGCCAGCCGCGUAACAGUCGGCAGCGUGCCCGCUUCCAAGAUGGCGGCGGCGGCGGCCGCGAUGUCAGGCGCUCUCGGCCGGACGGGCUGGAGGCUCCUGCAGCUACGGUGCCUGCCGGUGUCCCGUUGCCAAUCAGCUGUGGUGUCACGUGCCUUCCAUGCUUCAGCCAUGCAGCUAAAGACUACAGAUGAGCAGAAACAACCACCUCCCCCAUCUUUUUCUCAGCAACAUUCUGAGACACACGAAGCAGAAGAACCCAAUCCAGAAUCUUCUCGUUCACCUCCCAGGUACACAGAUCAGGGCGGUGAGGAGGAGGAGGACCAUGAGAGCGAGGAGCAACUGCAGCACCGCAUCCUGACGGCAGCCCUGGACUUUGUGCCUGCGCACGGGUGGACAGCAGAGGCCAUCGCAGAAGGAGCCCAGUCCCUGGGUCUGUCCAGUGCGGCAGCCAGCAUGUUUGGGAAUGACGGCAGUGAGCUGAUCCUGCAUUUUGUGACCCAGUGCAAUGCUAAGCUCGCUCGAGUGCUGGAAGAGGAGCAGAAGCUGGUACAGCUGGGCCAGGCAGAGAAGAGGAAGACAGACCAGUUCCUGAGGGACGCAGUGGAAACCAGACUGAGAAUGCUGAUCCCGUACAUUGAGCACUGGCCCCGGGCCCUCAGCAUCCUCAUGCUUCCUCACAAUAUCCCAUCCAGCCUCAGCCUGCUCACCAGUAUGGUGGAUGACAUGUGGCACUACGCUGGGGACCAGUCCACUGACUUUAACUGGUAUACCCGGCGAGCUGUGCUGGCUGGCAUCUAUAACACGACAGAGCUGGUGAUGAUGCAGGACUCCUCCCCAGACUUUGAGGACACUUGGCGCUUCUUGGAUAACCGGAUUAAUGACGCAAUGAACAUGGGCCACACCGCCAAGCAGGUAAAGUCCACUGGAGAGGCACUGGUGCAGGGACUCAUGGGUGCAGCAGUGACGCUCAAGAACUUGACAGGUCUGAACCAGCGCCGGUGAGCAUCACGGGGUAUGAGCUAGAGUGCCCAGGAGAAAAGCUACAGAUACAUUGAAAGGGCUUUGG